UAUCUGUUCAAAAACAACAAACGAUCACAAUCCCUUGUUUAUAUGAUCAAAAAUACGUCAAUUACCCAAAAUACAUGAGUUCUGGAGGCGUUUUCUUCUUCAGUCAUCACGUAGCACACGACAGAAUGUCUGUUGUGGAUAAUAAAACAGAAAAUGUGGUUACGGCGACACUGAGAGAAGCUGAAGUGAGUGACUCCGGCACGUACUGGUGUGCUGUUACCUUACCUGGAUACGAUGCUGCCACACAUCUUUACCUGCAGGUUACAGAAGCGGAAGCAGAGCUCCGUGUUUCCAGUCAGAGUGUGUCGGGUUAUGAGGGUGGUAACGUCACCAUCCGCUGUCACGGCGCUUCACGCUGGUGCAAGAUCAGGGGAUCCUGUGUUGGGAGAGAUGGAGGAUCUCUAGAGAGAACUGCAGUGCAUGAUGAUGGUGAUGAUCUGAGAGUGACGCUGUGGCAGCUGCAGAGAGAGGACAGUGGAUGGUACUACUGCUCUAAUGAGGAUUCACAGAUGCCUGUUCAUGCCUGACCUCAUCUGAUCAAGCUUUCAUUCGUUCUUAUUGUGUGACUUGAUUUCAGGUGGUACCUGUGCAGUGAUGGACAGUAACAAAGUAUUUUUACUUUGUUACUGUACUUAGCUCUUUCCCUGCCAUUAAAGGAAUUUUCCAGCUUUCCUUUUUUUUCAAUGUUAUAUGGUAGGAGGACAUAUUAUACAUUACCUAACGUUACUGUAUGAAAUAACACAAGAAGUGGUUUAAAACUGUGAAGCUUUGAGGGUGUUGAUUGAAGUGAUUGAUCAUCACUCUGAAUCCAUUCGAGAUGUAGUCUUUGAUAAAAAUGCCAUUUUCUCUGCUUUUUGUAUGAA
Molecule: messenger RNA, 863 nt
Organism: Onychostoma macrolepis
Lineage: Eukaryota; Metazoa; Chordata; Actinopteri; Cypriniformes; Cyprinidae
Product: polymeric immunoglobulin receptor-like
Exons: 2
Coding region: 75-527 (150 amino acids)
Source: RefSeq, a predicted model, not a curated record